AUGAAGACAUCGGGCCCGAUCCUGCGCGGCACAGACGAAGUUCGGUUCGGUCGCAAGUACAUGGGCAUGGUGGCUAUGCCCGAGUACAUCGAGAGGGGUAUUUCGCAGCUGGUGGACAAGGCAGACAAGAAACAGCUACGACACGACUAUCUCAGGAUUGCUGACGCGCUGAGUGGUGAACGGCCUAAAGCCGAGUCCUUGGUCAAGCCCGGCACACCGCUGACACCGCACUCGAUCGAAUACGGGGCCCGCGAGUCGAUUGCGUUCCUGGCUUCCAGUUCCCCGGCGACAUACGGCGUCAUUUUCAACAUCCUGACUGAGCUAGCCGAUCGACUUCCAGGAUUCCGUCCUGACAGCAUCCUGGACUUUGGGUGUGGUCCCGCCACAGCUUUGUGGGCAGCCCAGGAAGUCUGGCCGCAGCUCAGCAAGUACCGCGGCAUUGACGUCUCCGAAGAUAUGCUGAAGUGUGCGGAAGCCCUGCUGGACAAGAUACCUGAGGAGAACCGCGCAAAGGAAAUCGACUUUAUGCGCUAUCUGGCGCCGCAAACCGAGGCCAAGGAGCAGUCGAAGCUGGUGAUCUCGGCAUUCACCCUGUCGGAGCUGCCAUCGGAUAGCGUGCGGAAAACCACCGUCGAGAAUCUGUGGAGCCAGACCUCGGAUACCCUGGUUCUGAUUGACCGUGGCACGCCUGACAGCGCCCGCAUGAUCGCUGAUGCCCGUGCGCAGCUCUUGGAGCUCGGCGGUGUCCAUACGUUUGCACCUUUGCCCCACGACCAGCCCGAUCCGACCACUAACGCACAGGCAUGGCUGCACUUUUCGCAGCGUGCGCAGCGGCCCACGUUUACGAUGCGCGUCAAGCGCGCCAAGUCCAAUAUCGAAGACCUCAAGUACUCGUACGUUGUCGUGCGUCGAGGCCCCAGGCCCGUGGCAGAGCCGAGGCUGUCGGUCGAGUCGUAUACGUGGCCAAGAGUUUUGUUGCCGCCGCUGAAGCGCAAGGGCCAUGUAAUCGUCGAUGUCUGUACGUUCCAGGGCAAUGUCGAAAGGUGGACGUUCACAAAGUCGCACGACAAGCAGGCGUACAGAGAUGCGCGCAAGGCCAACUGGGGAGACCUGUUCCCAGCACGAGCCAAAGUCGGCCGUGGUCCGUCCGGGCUUCAUGCCGUUACCUGA
Messenger RNA from Linderina pennispora, 1170 nucleotides. RefSeq names its product Rsm22-domain-containing protein. Lineage: Eukaryota; Fungi; Kickxellomycota; Kickxellomycetes; Kickxellales; Kickxellaceae. Gene Ontology annotation, biological process: translation. The coding region runs from base 1 to 1170 and encodes 389 amino acids. The transcript is spliced from 3 exons. The record is from RefSeq and is a predicted model, not a curated record. Gene Ontology annotation, cellular component: mitochondrial small ribosomal subunit. Gene Ontology annotation, molecular function: structural constituent of ribosome; methyltransferase activity.